AGAGAGAGAGAGAGAGAGAGAGAGAGAGAGAGAGAGAGAAGAGAAGAAGAAGAAGAAGUAGAAGAAGAAGGAAGAAACGGAGCAAGACACUGAAAGGAUUCAACUAUGCUGUGCUGUAUUAGAAGAACUAAGCCGGUUGAGAAGAACGAAGAAGCCGACCAGGAGAUCAAGCAGGAUGGAACCAAACCCGAAGAAAACGCCCACAAGGCCGCAACCAAGAUCCAGGCCAGUUUCCGAGGGCACAUCACCCGGAAAAAAAUGAAAGAUGGCGAGAAAGAGGAAGAAAACGGCGGCGUUCCGGAUGAGUCCGCAGAGACACAGGAGCGAAUCUCCCCAUCCGAAGAGAAGCCGGCGGAAGAUUCCACCGAAACCGCAGAGGAGAGCAAACCAGUCAAGAGUCCCGUGGCCGAGCAGCCCAACUCACCUGCUGCAGAAGCUCCGCCCACUGCUGCUGCUGAUCCUCUCCCCUCAGACACGCCUACUAAAGAGGAAGUCCAGGAGCAGCCACAGGAAGCGGAGAAGCCUAAAGAAGGAGAGUGCCGAGAGGCGCCCGAGAAACCUGCUGAAGAUGCACAGAACCGGGAAGAGGAAGCCAAACAAGCCGACGUGCCUGAUGCCUCAGAGAACCAGGAAACAGACCAAAUAGACAAAAAAGAGGCUGUUGAAGACUCCAAACCAGCAGAGGAGCUUUCAGACGCUGGCGAGGGCAAGAAUUAAGCGACCGGUCAAAUGUAAAGUCAUGAAAUAAUUCACAGGCUGCUCUUUAAGCUGAUAAAAACAGUCUGUUUUUAUGUUUGUCCUCUAUUUUCGGUGUGGCAAUGAUUUUCGGCCGUUUGGAGGGAGUUUUCAAGUGCGAGGCGGAUUCCUCCAUAACCAAAGGACACAAACCUUCAUCUUCAUAAGCGAGCGCAGCCUCUCUUGCUGUGAUUUUCUAUAGCUGUACGUUUAGCUCUUUUACUAAUCUAACCCGGGCUUCGCUCUUCAGAGUGAAACGCUGCCAACCCUACGACGAUCCGUCGGCCGUUUUCUGGCUCAUUGCAUGAGAAAUCUUCCUCCAGAGACGAGAACCUUCACACUUGCCAAACUAAUACACGUGGCUUCUUUUCAUGUCCUUGGUGUUGUUAUAUGAACGUUUAAUUGGAGAAAUUGCAGCGCUGAUGUUCAAACAACUGAGAAAAUGUAAUGGGAAAAAACGCCAGUCUUUCUGUUCAAGUGCAAUGUGAGGUUUGAAUCUACAGAGUAAAAUCGUGGAAAUGGUUUUAUGUCUGUUUUGGAAAUAAAGAAAUGUGCCAAUUAUCUUCAA
Messenger RNA from Paramisgurnus dabryanus, 1303 nucleotides. It is a transcript of the gene gap43, whose product is annotated as growth associated protein 43. Gene Ontology annotation, biological process: regulation of growth. The record is from RefSeq and is a predicted model, not a curated record. Lineage: Eukaryota; Metazoa; Chordata; Actinopteri; Cypriniformes; Cobitidae. Gene Ontology annotation, molecular function: protein binding.